Messenger RNA from Thlaspi arvense, 1028 nucleotides. NCBI's taxonomy places the organism in Eukaryota, Viridiplantae, Streptophyta, Magnoliopsida, Brassicales, Brassicaceae. The record is from the annotation of a GenBank genome assembly.
AAAAAAAAAAUCCUAUGCGGUCAGAAUAAGGCCACGGCAAGUGUAGGCCUAUCAUGGGCCCAUAAAUACCAGUUUUGAUGUUCUCCUUUCACUACAAUAAACAUCGCCUUCUACAUUCGCCGUGAGAAAACAUAAAUGGCCAGCCGAAAAGCUCUGAUUAACUUCCAUCGGAUAAUCCGCUCCACCGCGGUUGUUGGCCGGAGAACCGUUUUUCCUACCGUCGCAACCCGAACACAUCCUACUUUCCGGAAUGAAAUUGAUUUUGCGCCGAGAUUCUUCUGCGGGAACACCGCGAGUCCCCAGAAUUUUGAUAUCGAUCUCUCUAGCGAAGAGAACAAGAGGAUAACGAUCAACAGAUUGUUGUAUAGGAGCAAUCAACGAGGGUUUCUGGAACUUGAUUUGGUUUUGGGGAAUUGGGUUGAGGAGAAUGUCAAUUCCAUGGACGAAAACGCUGUCAAAUCCCUAAUUCAUGUCCUCGAUUUGGAAAACCCUGAUCUCUGGAAAUGGCUAACUGCUCAAGAACAGCCUCCAGAAGCAGUGAGCUCAAAUCCGGUAUUCAUGGCGUUACACGAGAAAGUCAUGAAGAAUCUGAACAAGCAUGCAGCACCCGAGACUCGUGCAGCGGCUGGAGAGCCAUGGGUUAGAGGCUGGGACGAUUUCAAGAGAGGCCGUGACGCUCCCAUUACAGGGAACCAGUGAUGAAAAAACACACUCAUCCUCCUUACAAAGUAACAAACUACUACAAAUACGUUUUAUUUUAUAUAAAAGUAUCUUAAAUUGAUACAGAAAAGUAGCAAAAGAUUACCUUUUUAGUACUAUUGUUGUAUGAAUAAAAGAGACAGGGCCGAGAAGGCCUGUUGAGAGGUAUAAUGAGUUUUAUGAAGUGAUGAAUGAUGAUGAGAUCAUUAAUUACAGUAAUGUGCCUGUGUUUAUUGAAGUUGGUUGAUAUUUUUAAUGUAGUUGUCAAAGGGAUUGUGUUUGUUGAAAUUGUAUUGUGCGUUUCUGUUUAUGCAGUCUAAACUUAGCUA